Messenger RNA from Hyaena hyaena (striped hyena), 3237 nucleotides. It is a transcript of the gene FICD, whose product is annotated as FIC domain protein adenylyltransferase. The record is from RefSeq and is a predicted model, not a curated record. The transcript is spliced from 3 exons. Bases 141 to 1517 code for a protein of 458 amino acids. Gene Ontology annotation, molecular function: protein binding. Lineage: Eukaryota; Metazoa; Chordata; Mammalia; Carnivora; Hyaenidae.
CCGGUGGCGGAGCAGGGCCUGGAAGCCGGCUGCUGCGGGGGCCUCCGAGUGCCUGGAAGGAGGCUGCAGUGUCGGGAAGCCGCACGCGAUCCUGCUCUCAGGCAAUUGAGUAUGCCCAAGGGGCCUGCCCCUGAGUCCAGAUGACACUCAUGCCGAUGGCUUCAGUGAUGGCGGUGACUGAACCCAAGUGGGUCUCCGUGUGGGGCCGCUUCCUGUGGGUCCUGCUGCUGAGCAUGGUGCUGGGGUCCCUGCUGGCGCUGCUGCUGCCGCUGGGGCCCAUCGAAGAGCAGUGUUUGACGGUGCUCAAAGGCUUCUACCUGCUCAGGAACAAGCUGGACAGGGUGCAGCAUGCCGUCACCAAGUGUACCAGCCCGUCCACAGAGCUCAGUGUCACCGCCACCGAUGCGGCACCACUGGUGGUCAAGACCAAGGCCUCUCCAGCUGGGAAGUUGGAGGCCAGAGCAGCUCUGAACCAAGCCCUGGAGAUGAAACGCCAGGGCAAGCGGGAGAAAGCCCAUAAGCUCUUCCUGCACGCCCUCAAAAUGGACCCAGACUUCGUAGACGCACUCACCGAGUUCGGCAUCUUUUCCGAAGAGGACAAAGACAUCAUCCAGGCAGACUACUUGUACACCCGAGCGCUGACCAUCUCGCCCUACCACGAGAAAGCGCUGGUCAACCGGGACCGGACGCUGCCGCUGGUGGAGGAGAUCGACCAGAGGUAUUUCAGCAUCAUCGACAGCAAAGUGAAGAAGGUCAUGUCCAUCCCCAAGGGCAACUCCGCGCUACGCAGGGUCAUGGAGGAAACCUACUACCAUCACAUCUACCACACAGUCGCGAUCGAGGGCAACACCCUCACCCUCUCGGAAAUCAGGCACAUCCUCGAGACCCGCUAUGCCGUGCCGGGGAAAAGCCUGGAGGAGCAGAACGAGGUCAUCGGCAUGCACGCGGCCAUGACAUACAUCAACACCACACUGGUGUCCCGCAUUGGGUCUGUGGCCAUCGGCGACGUGCUGGAGAUCCACAGGCGGGUGCUGGGUUAUGUGGAUCCGGUGGAAGCUGGCAGGUUUCGGACGACACAGGUCCUCGUGGGUCACCACAUCCCUCCCCAUCCUCAAGAUGUGGAAAAGCAGAUGGAGGAGUUCAUACAGUGGCUCAACUCCGAGGAUGCCAUGAACCUGCACCCGGUGGAGUUUGCGGCCCUGGCCCAUUACAAACUGGUUUACAUCCACCCUUUUGUUGACGGCAACGGCAGGACCUCGCGCCUGCUGAUGAACCUCAUUCUGAUGCAGGCAGGCUACCCCCCCAUCACCAUCCGCAAGGAGCAGAGGUCCGAGUACUACCACGUGCUGGAAGUUGCCAACGAAGGCGACGUGAGGCCGUUCAUCCGCUUCAUUGCCAAGUGUACAGAGACCACCCUGGACACCCUGCUCUUUGCCACAACCGAGUACCCGGUGGCGCUGCCAGAGGCCAAGCCCAACUACUCCGGGUUUAAGGAGACCCUGCCUGUGAAGCCCUAACCCCUGGGGCGCCUCCCCUGGUGCCAAGGGAUGUCCCGGGGGGACUUAGCAUUUCUGGAAACCUAGCCGUCUCCCAAAGCACAAGGAGAUGGAUCGGGAACUUAAGCAUUCUUUACCUCCAAAUGUUUUAGUUAAAAAGAAAAAAACUAAAUUAUUAAGCCCUAUCUUUAAGGUAACUUAUAAUUCAGUCCAAGUUAUUUAUUUUCUUUUGAGCUAGUCAAUGUUGUGUGGUGUCCGCUGGCCGUGCUGGUCACCCCAGUAGGCUCGGGGACACCAAUGCUCUUUGUGUGACCAGAACACAGGUUCUGGAGCAGAAUUUGCACACGGGUGGGGAGAGGCCGGGAGUGUGGAAUGAGGUUUGGGGCCACAGGACUAACUCCUCCAAGUGUUUCUAUGAAACUGGCUGAGAGGCUCUGUGACUUCCCUGCGAGGUCAGCUCUCUUGGGGCGAACCUGGCCCCGGUUUUGAGAAAUAACAGAAGCUUUCUUUCUGACAGAGUUUUGCUCCCCCUACGAAGAGAGUAGCAUGGUGACUAAUUCUCACUAGUAGGGCAGACUCUUGAGAUACGAAAUAAUUAAUGUUGACAACAUUUCUAGUUAGAUACCUUGCUUAUUUCAAGGAGUCCCAGGUGGCUUGCAAACUGCAGUCCCAGAGGCCGUUAUUUUUCCCUACCAAGACUAUUUUUCUAAUUUAGAAUAGGGGAGUGGCCAGCUUGGUUUCCUGUGUGAAUGUUUCUCACACUUCAUUUGCAGCCACUCAGACCAAAGGUUUUACUCUAGAAGUUCUGAGUUUGUCACUCAGCUGUGUCAUAGGUGUCGUGCACGUGGCCAAGUCUGACUCUGAGUGUAGCAUCUUGUGUAGGCAGAGGCUCAAGGAUACAUCUGAGAAAGCAGAUGCCACAUCAACUCAAAUACAUAUUUUUGAUAAUGAACUGGAGUUUCUACCGAACCAAGGAAGAACCCACCCUGAACCAAGGAAAAACCCUUAACCGUAGUAGUCAGAUGGGUCUCUUUUGUCAUGCAGUUUUACCCACUUACUCACCUGACCCUCAUCCCUCACAGCCAUUGUCCUGUCCAGCGUCCCCUUGGGGAGCAAAAGAGAUUGCCUUCGAGUGGCCUUAUUUUUCUAGGAACUUGUGAAAUAAUAAGAUGUAUUGUACAGCCAAUUUUCCAAGGCGUCCUUCUAUGGAAGAAGAAUCUUCUCCAUCGAUAAUAAACAGCAGAGGUGCCAAUAUGACCGCUGCUGUGCUCCUCAGGGUCUAAGGGCCGCAGGUCCCCCCUCCCAGUGGCGGAGCCCAGGACGUCUGACACCAUAGUGCAGUCUGUCAGGGUCCGAAUGCUGGUGAAUACGUAGAAAGCGUGGCCUCUGGCUUGAGAAGUCUCGCCCUGACAGUAAGGAGGUCACUAUUCUGAGGUAGCAGGUGUUUGUGUAGUUAUUUAACUGUGUAAUGAGCACAGGGUAGCUUUCUGAAGGAUUAGGAAAAAGUUGUAUGAAGUGGCCCCGAGCGAUAGUCAAACCUUUAUAAAAAAUCUUUCACCCUCAUUUGCUGCCACAAACUAGCUUUCGGCCUGAACUCUUCUGUCAUCUGGAUUUUCUAGGCCUGCCAAGGAAGCCCCACAGCAGGGCGCGCCUGGGCUAGAGACACGUGCACUUUAGCUCUGCUGUGAAGGAUGUUAUUUUCACAGAUUACUGACUCUAAUAAAGUAUUUUAUUAUAUAAA